AUGCGUGACAAGGCCCCCAUCUCCCGCGUCAGCUUGGCCUGCCUGGCCUGCCGGUCGAAGAAGACGAGAUGCGGAGGCCAGAAGCCUGUCUGUGACAACUGCGCCCGGGCCAGCCUGGAGUGCUCCUAUGAUCCGCGGACUGACCAGCGCAAGCCUUACUCCAAGGCCUUUGUCAGCACACUCCAGGCACGCAUCAACUCGCUGGAAAAGGAGCUGGAGAGAAACGCGCGGGAGCAACGCCGGCCGCCCCAGAGCCGCGCGUCCAAGUCGUUGCGGUCGACUGCAAACCCCGAAGAGGCAGCAGCGGGGCAUGCCGAAGACGGCGAAGUUCCUGCCUCGGGAUCCAACAGAGGCCUUCUGCGCGCCGCUGACAGCGCUCUUUCGGCCACAGCGGCGGUGGCGCCCCUCUUCUCUUCUUCUUCUUCCUCCUCCUCUUCUCCAGCCCCCGCUUCCACCAGCGCGCUCCACGACACGGAGCUGGUCGGCCAGCUGGCCAGGCGGGGUGGCAACCUUCUUCGCCACCGGGAUGCCGGUGCAGUAGCCGAAGGCACCUUUCGCUUCUAUGGCGCCUCAUCGGGCCGCAACUUCCAGCUGGCGCACUGCUCUAAGCCCUUUAGCUUCUCCCGCAUCGCCCGCGCCUCUCGAAGACGCCUCUCGGCCCUGGGGCUUCCCCUCGAUGUCGAGACCGCAGAGCCGGCACAGGAGCUCUAUUCAGACUACUUUGAGCGCGCCAAUUCGAUCCUCAUGCUCCUCGACGAGGCCAUCUUCCGGCGGCACUUGGCGCUCGACACCGACCAGGCCACACACGCCUCUUGCUUUCUUCUCAAUGCUGUCUGCGCUGUCGGCGCCUUUGUUGGGCCGCGUAGAGCCGAGCAGCAGGACGAGACGAUUGCCGAGACACAGAGGACUCAGCUGUGCGAGACACAUCUCGAGCGGGCUCGCGCACUCAUCGACGUCGAGGACGAGUUUCCGCAGCUGACGACGAUCCAGGGGCUCGUCCUGCUGGGCUACUGCGAGGCAGCUCGAGGUCGCGAGUCGCGUGGCUGGCUCUACACGGGCAUGGCGGCUCGCAUCGCCCUCGAGCUGGGCAUCCCGCGCGACUCGCACGAGUACGUCGAGGCCGGCUGGAUGACCACCGAGGACCUCGUCGCACGCCACCGGACCCUCUUUGCCCUCUACACGCUCGAGAAUCUCCUGUCGCUCUUCCAUGGCCGCCCGCCGUGCCUCGACGCCUCCGUCAUCUCUGCCACGGCGCCCUCGUUUCGCAACCUGCCACCCAAAGCGCUGUCGACUCCCUGCCCCGUGGCGCGCAACAGAGGCGCAGCAUGCCACAGCUGCCGCGGCUUUGAUGCCGACGGCUGCUACGCCAGCAUGUUUGAGCUGACAAACUACUCGGUCGAGAUCUUUGACCGCCUCUAUGUGAACCCGAUUCUCAAGGGCGGCGACGCCAGCGCGCGAUGGACCGGCUGGGCCAGCGACCUGAAUCUGCGGCUGGCCCAGUGGAACGCAGACCUGCCUCGGGCGCUCAAGUGCUCCCUCACACGCGGCCAGAUCCCCGCGCCGCGGGCCAUGUUCUUGCAGCUCGUCUACCACGCGCUGGUGAUCCUUCUCAACCGCCCCUUUCUGGCUCUGGGCGCCAACAUGCUCGAGGCCGCCUUCUCUGCCAAGGCCUGCCACGUUGCCUCGCGCGCCAUUGCCGUGCUGGCAGCCGAGCUCGACGCUCGCCACGGGCCCAGGCUGGCGCACAACUACGUCGUCUUUGUCGUCCACACGGCCAUCACCGUCAGCCUGCUCAAUGCAAAGUCGAGCACGGGCACGGUGCGCCGCGAGGCGCGCAACGACCUGCACUCGCUCGUCGCCACGCUGCGGUCCCUGUCGCUUGUCCACCUCAACGCCGUCUCAGUUCUCCGCCUGGUCACGGCCCUCGUCCGCCGCACUUUCUCAGAAGAGACGGCGUUUGCCGAGCAGGUCUGCGACGCCACUCUCACAAGCAACAAGCGAGACUCUCGCAGACAGUCACGCGCGACGAGCAAUGGCCACGGCUCAGUCGAGUCAGCCGAGGAAGGGCAGAUGAUGCCUCUCAGUGGGUCAUCAGCAGCAGGCCAAGGACACCUCUCAGGCCAUGGCGCUACUGCAGCAGCAGCAGCGAUUCCCAUGCAAAACGGCGCCGUCCUGCCGGGCGACCUGUCAUUCAGCGACGCAGACCUGUCCCACUUUGCCUUUGUUGACUGGGACUCGCACGAAGCGCUCGGCUUCGGCGACAACAUCAUCGCAGGCAUCGACAUCCAGCCCUGGCUGGGGCCAUCUGCAACUUAG
Molecule: messenger RNA, 2316 nt
Organism: Acaromyces ingoldii
Lineage: Eukaryota; Fungi; Basidiomycota; Exobasidiomycetes; Exobasidiales; Cryptobasidiaceae
Exons: 1
Coding region: 1-2316 (771 amino acids)
Biological process (GO): regulation of DNA-templated transcription; DNA-templated transcription
Molecular function (GO): zinc ion binding; DNA-binding transcription factor activity, RNA polymerase II-specific; DNA binding
Source: RefSeq, a predicted model, not a curated record